Messenger RNA from Euleptes europaea (tarantolino), 439 nucleotides. Its product is annotated as cytochrome c oxidase subunit NDUFA4-like. Lineage: Eukaryota; Metazoa; Chordata; Lepidosauria; Squamata; Sphaerodactylidae. The record is from RefSeq and is a predicted model, not a curated record. The transcript has a single exon. The coding region runs from base 10 to 231 and encodes 73 amino acids.
UUCGCCGCCAUGUUCCGCCUCAUGAUAAGCCAGGCUAAAAAGCACCCAAGCUUGACUCCUCUCUUCUUGUUUAUUGGCGCUGGAGGAACUGGUGCAGCCUUUGUAUGCCUGGUUCUUUUAAAUCCUGAUGUCUGCUGGGACAAGAAGAAUAACCCAGAGCCUUGGAACAAGCUGGGACCCGAUGGCCAGUACAAGUUCGUUGCAGUUAGCAUGGAACCUACAGCAAGCUGAAAAAAGAAGGCCCAGACUACUACAGAAUAAACUUGCUCCUUUACAAGCUGUACAAAAUGAAGGUCUUUAGGUCUUCCAGAAGCUGUCCGCACAACUCGUACGCUUAAUCAUCCGGGAAAUAUUGGAUUUUGUUGCACAUGGCACUUCAAUCAUGUUUUGGAAAAGUGCUUGUCGGGGCUUAAUAAAAUUCUGAAGCUUGAAAAAAAAA